GCAGCAUAGCCGAGACAAACCCAAUCUCAACCGCCGAACCGUACGAACGUGGUUUUGCGUUGCUCCGUUGCCGGGCUUUCGAUCUCCGUUUGCCUGCUGGCUAGUGCCGCUGUUGGCGCAUAAGCGAUCGUGAUCUUGCCAUGAUCGUUGGCUAAAAAUUGGUUAGUGUCUCGGCAGAGGUGGAAGUAGCGACUUUGGGCAAGAAUUGUAUUCGAAGGUACAUCGUCACCUACCCGCACCGUUGCAUAACAAAUGCAGAGACACUUGCAACUCCAAUUAACGGUCAGUCAGUUAUACCAGCAGUGCAUUUGGUGUGUGCAGUGCGUGACAAGUGUGUGAUGUUUAGUGGACAUUCUGUUCGUACGGAAGAUUACAUCCAUAUUCGGCGUGAUCGUUAAGCGAGCGUGAUAGAUACCGUCACGGUGCGAAAUAGGAAAGGACUCAAUUGGGCAUUAUAUUAACUUGUGAAGUGGUGAGAGGUAAUGUUCGGGUGUGAAUCCUCAAACCGCGAUUCUUCUCAUGCACACAUCGUACGGACGUACGAUCGUCCGCCAUUUUCGCCGCCAUUGUAAGGAAGAACAGUGUUGGACCGUAGAGCAUCAUCAUCAUUAUCAAAUCAGGUCAAUUUAUAUCAGAAAGCAAUAACUUUCAACGCCGUUCGGUUCGUUUCGUGAUGUGCAGUAGUACAGUGUGGAAGUGGUAAUCGAUGAUAGUGGUGUAGCGAUCAGUGUUACCGUGUGUUUCCGAGUGAAGCGGGCGCGUUAACCUCCGUCCUCCGGCAGUGUUUUCUAGCAAGGUGUUCCCCAACUAAUUGUUGUGCAUGUAAAUCGUGUUGUGAAGAAAAACGCGCGCGCGUACGGGAGGUUUCAGGUUCCCGCCGAACGACCACUUUCUUCGAUCGAGUCCCGGGGUGGAGUGAUCCAUUUUGCAUUGAGCUGACUCGAGUGGCGCCAACGAAACCGCAAACCGACUUGUUCGUGUUCCGUGGAAUCGCUGCCGUACCGGUGUAAACAAACCAAACGGGGGAAAUACGAUUCCCACCGGGACGGGACGGAGUGGUCUAUUCGCGAGCACGCGCACGCUACCCCAAAACGGACGACGGUGUUUACUUCCUCAGACACUGUGCCCCGGUGUUUGCUGCUGCACCUGUGCCUGGCGCCCGGCCGGUGUGUGUAAUGCGAUUUUAAAUCAUCAACAGCAGACUUCGCAGAACUGAGUGUGGCCGGGUUGUGUGUGUGCGUGUGUGUGUGUCUCUGAUCGUACAGUCAGCGGAAGACAGCUUGGACGAUGUGGUUGGCACCGGUUUGCUGUGUGGCGGUGCUGCUGGUAGGAUGUCUGCAAACGGCCGCGGCCAUUCCACCGAAAUCGGAACCCACGAUAUCGGAAUGUGCUGCCAAGGGUGGCGAAUGUGACGAAAGCAAAGGACGUCCGGUGUGUGGAAGCGACAACAAGACCUAUCCUACACGGUGCCAUCUGAUCCGUGCGCAAUGCAGCGGACAUCAGGUCGCUUUCAAGCAUCGAGGAUCAUGUAAAGACGUGUGCAUUGCCUCGAGGACUUAUGCUCUGCAGCAAAGAGCCAACUCUCCGUACACGGUCAAGUACGUACCGCGAUGCCGGGAGGAUGGAACCUACGCACCGGUCCAGUGCAUCGACGGUGGUGGCUGUUGGUGUGUGAAUGGGCAGGGCAAACAGCUGCCCAACACCAUGGUACAGCACGGGAAGCCCAUCUGCGUGAAGAAGGGCAAAUCGAACCAGCGUCGAUCGUCACCCCGCAACCCGGUUCGCAACAAGCGCGGUUGCAGUGGGCUAGAUCGGGCCGUGUUCAACACUAACCUGCUGAAACUGUUCCAAAACGAGCAUGUCCGGGUACACCAGCACAAUCUGACCGGUCCGAUCAACGAGAAGGCGGUGCUGGACUGGAAGUUUGCCGUGAUGGAUCUUAAUGGGAACAAUCUCCUGGACAAGACGGAGUAUCGCACGAUGAAGCGACUGAUCAAGAAGGUCGUGAAGCCGAAGCGCUGUGGCAGAUCGUUCGGCAAGAACUGUGACGCAGACCAGGACGAACGACUAUCGCGUAACGAAUGGUACAACUGUUUGGCAAAAGAUGACGUCACACCUCACAACCCGUCGUCACAAUCACCAUCAUCAUCAUCAUCAAUAUCUAGUUCCUCUUCCGGUGGUUCUGGACACUACACUGUCCCCCAUCUGCAUCAUCAUCAACAUCAUCAUAGCACUCUCGGUGGGCUGUCCCGCGGCAACGGUGGCAUGGUGGGUGGUGGUGGUGGGUCUAUUGGCGGCGGCGGCGGCGGCGGCGGCGGCGUCAACGGCGGCACUGGCGGUGGUGGUGGUGGUCACUUUCUGCGUGCCGACGACGACGACGACGACUCACAGAAUAUCUCAAAUGAUUUCACUGACGAUGACGAUGACGAUCACUCAGAGAAUGAGUACGAUUCGGACGAACUGCCCGACAGUGAUAAUGCACUACUGAACGGAUUGCAGUUGCCCGUUAACGGAUUGCAGCCAUACCUGUUGCUGCAGGGCAAGACCAUGGUCGAUCCCAAGGGAGAGGAUGACGCUAUCUUUAAGGAUAGUGAGGCGGACUCGGACUGUUUGAGUGAUCGCAAGUACGCGUUGGACGAGCAGAAGUACGGCACCAACGCAUUGUACGUUCCGGAAUGUACUCCUGACGGACGAUACCAGCGAGUACAGUGCUACCGCUCGACGGGAUACUGCUGGUGUGUGAACGAGGAUACGGGCAAGAACAUUCCGGGCACCUCUACCAAGGACGAGAAACCGGUGUGCGAUCAGUACGCAUCGUCCACGCGACCAAUGAAAGGAUGUCCCGAGGAAAAGAAGGUCGAGUUUCUGAAGGACUUGAAGUCGUUCCUGAGCAAACAGGUGUCGACAUCGUUUGCCGGUAAAAUCAUACCGGUGUGGAAUACGGAGGAGGAAAAGAUAGCCAUACUGAGCUUUGUGCUUUUGGACAAGAAUCAAAACAAACAGCUGGAGCGAAAGGAGUGGAAAGCUUUCCGUGAGCUAGUCACCGCCACAAGACAACUGCGAAAGUGUGGCAAGAAAAUGCCCCGCUACUGCGAUGUGAACAGCGACCGAAAGAUAACGCUGUCCGAAUGGAUGAGCUGCUUGGAUGGUAAGCGCAACAGCUCGGUGGACGUGGCAGCCAUGAGUGCUCCGUUGGUGCAGGCUGAGCUGAAGUCUACCAGCAGUGGCAGCAGCAGUGGCAUCAGCAGUAUCAGUAGCUCUCCGUCGGCAACCAGCACGAAGUUUAAGGGAAGGAAUCCGCUCGAGUUUGUGCUGAAGAGUGACUAGUGGCGGAGGAGCAAACGCGGCAUCCAGAAAAGCGAGACUUAAAUCCUAAACACAUCGAAUCGUAGGUGAUGCCGCGCAGGGCAAAGGCCUACUGUGCGCUAUCACUCGCUCUCACACACUCUCUCUCUCUCUCUCCGUGCCAAUGGAAUGGGUUCGUAUUUUGCUUAUAGUAGUAAUGCCGGCCUCACUCCACUCAGUAUUGCAUCCCGGUGGUUGAUGAAGGCCUCUCCAAUAUCCAGUCUCCAGUGAUAGAGAAGCGAGCUUUCCUUGUUUUCUGUUGGACGUGGCGCUCUGCGGUGGACCGAGUUAGGCGAAGAUCAGUAUUAGCAAUCGAUGGGACGCAUAGGACGUACCAUCCAGAAAGUGAACCGGAAGUACCACCGGGAACGAUCCGAGGUUACCGUCCGGCCAGGUGCGCGUGCUCUGUUGCUCAUCCACUGACUGGCAAGACGGGCAGGCAGGCAGGCAGCGUUUAUAGAAGAGUGUGGUGUAUUGGCUCCCUCGGUAGAACCGUUCCCUUUUUCCACCAGUUCGCGGCUUUUUGUGCCUCACGAAAUUGCUAAAAGUGCGUGUGAUAUAUGUUAUUCAUUUCUAAUGUGUUUAUAUGUAAGUAAAAGCCUAACAAAACCCGAGUAGGUACAGGUAGGUGGAACAUUUUUAACCCACAACCACGAGUGUAGUACGAGCGAGAAGAAAGGGAAGGAGACCACAACAGAAGGUCCGUAACGCAGGUUAAACAUUUUACGUUUAGAGUUAAAGUAAGUGUAAGGUAAGGGAAGUCGUGCACGGGAACAGGGCAUUUAGCGCCUGGAAGUAUGCUUCCCAGUUAAAUGUCGCCUUCGUUGACGGAUGUGACGCCAUCUCUUGUAUUUAUCGAUUGGGAGUCCGUGUGUGCACUUCGGCAUCACACCAGAACGGACCCACAGCAGCGUGUGAGGAGUCUCCUGUUUCGAGUGAGUUCCGAGACCGGUUGUAAGGGAUAGACGAAGAGAUUGAGAUUGUUUUUUUAUGCAAAAUAAUAAGUAUGGCUUCCGCAGGUCAGCUAAAGUGUAAGCUAAUCGUAGCCAGUGCA
Messenger RNA from Anopheles stephensi (Asian malaria mosquito), 4399 nucleotides. It is a transcript of the gene magu, whose product is annotated as SPARC-related modular calcium-binding protein 2. Gene Ontology annotation, molecular function: calcium ion binding; extracellular matrix binding; heparin binding. The record is from RefSeq and is a predicted model, not a curated record. Gene Ontology annotation, biological process: extracellular matrix organization. Gene Ontology annotation, cellular component: basement membrane. The transcript is spliced from 11 exons. NCBI's taxonomy places the organism in Eukaryota, Metazoa, Arthropoda, Insecta, Diptera, Culicidae. The coding region runs from base 1288 to 3327 and encodes 679 amino acids.